AUGACCGCUUCUCAGCUCACUCCCAGAGCCAACACCGCCUCGCUGCUCCCCGAAAAGUCUCUUCCACCAUCACGACUGCCAUCAUCGUCCGCAACGACCUUGUACUCCGCCUACACCCUCAAGGCUCUUCCAGCUCGUCCCGCAGUGCAGCGCAGCCACACAGAGUUCGCGUCAACCAGCAGCGAGCCGGUCCAAGAUUCCCUCGUGCACUCGCAAGCUGCGCAUUCUCGCUCGAGCGGCAACAUUCCUGCUUCUUUCCUCGAUUUCGACUUCGACACACCCAAACGCCCCUUUUUUGCGCCUUCAGCAACCAGCGACUUCCCUGCGAUUGAUACAAGUCCUCAGCAACAUCAGUCACCCCAAUCUCCGAAACGACAGGCAAGUGUUUCCUCUGCUAGCAUCGGAGCCUCGCCGUCGCAGGCUUUCUACUCGCCUCGUUGGCCACCCCAGUCUCCAAGAACAAACCAACAGUUCGCGCAGACUUCGCCUAUGCCUUCUGGCCAGCGUUCUAGCUCCAGCCGCAGAGCGCCACGCCCCUCGCUGCCAUCGCACUGGAAGACGGGUAUGGAGCUCAACAACGAUGCACCUGCCAUGCCGCCCUGUCUGAGCUUAUCGGAUGCUAUCAGCUCGCCAAAGCCCUCCGCUGCUCUGGAUUCUGCCCACCAGCAAGACCACAGCGGCCAGUCCUCUCCAGCCAGUCGAAGGCUCAGUUCGCAUCACUCGCACUUCUCACCCGACUACUCUCUUCGAGGCUCAUCGUCGACCCACACGUCUCUGUGGACCGAGAGAAGCUUGCCCAGCUGCGAGACAAGUCCUACCUGUGCGCAAUUCCAUCCUGCUUCGGAGGCAGUACUUACGGAUGCGGACAGCAAAGUCACCGAAACAGCCGAGCUCGCUGAAGAGCUUGACGAGGACUCGGUGGGACUGGGCAUCACUUCGGACCUCGGCCUGGACGUCUCAAGCCGCAGAUCUAGCGCCGCUCCAGUGAUGCCCUCACCCAUGCUUCCUGGCAGCGCAAGAGCUCUGCAAGGCCCAUUCUCGCACCAUCGCGCCCCUUCCUGGACCAGGCGCAUGGACGCCUCUCCGCUUGCUGGUCUCCCUCCCCAGCACCAGGUGGGUGGACAUGCAGACAGCUUGAUCGCGCCCGCAGAAGCUGGCCUGCGUUCGUUGGGAUUGAAUGUCAUGCCAAGCAUGCAGAGGGCCAUGAGCGAUGUCACCCCGGUCGCGGCCGCCAAUGAAAUGAUCGCAGCUGCUGUCGCCUCUGCAUCGCCAUUGGCCAAACCCUCCAUUCCGCUUCGUCGCGACUCCCGUACCCGCUGCUCGUCGGACUCGGCCAACUAUCUCCCAGCAGCGGUCAGCGCGACACAGCAUUCGCAGACUCUGUCGUCUUCCAUCUCCAGUCCGACCUGCUCUUCCGUUCUCACCCCGACAUCUGGCGAGAUCGGCGGAAGAAAUCUCCCCGAACUCCAGAGCCCGCCGCGCACCAGCUCACUGAGACAGUCGCCAUCCAUGGGAUCGCUCCGAACUUCGCCCUUCACAGACAGUUCGCCACGCACUUCGCCCUACCGCCCCCCAGCCUUGGCGAACAACAGGCCCAGUCGCCCAUCUCUGCAGCGCAUUUCCACCAUCGACGAUCUCAACACGACCAUUGAUGACCUCAGCGACUCUGUCGAUGCUUUCCAGCAGGCAGCAGAAGGCGGUCCGAGGCGAGACUCGCCGUCGAGAAUCUCUUUGCGUACCUCGUCGGCUGCGUCGCGCGCACGCAGAGUGUCCGACGUGUCGAUCAACAGCUUCUUGCACAAUGCCGAGUUCAGCCACAUUGUCGGCGCGUACACCAGCAAGAUGCGCUGGGAGGAGGGUCUCUACGACUUUGACGAAAGCGUCGAGACAGACGUAGACGAGUCCAAGGCGGUCAAGACCGCCGAGGAGGGUAGCGCCACCAUCGUUGAAGGCCGUGACUUGACCAUGGCCCAGAUCGAGGCCGAGACGGGCCCUAACACGACCCACCUUCUGCUCGGCGGAAAUCGAGCAGAGGGGCUCGUCGAGGUGCUGGAGCGCGCCUUGCCGCUCGCUUGCAACCUGCUGGUCCUGGACUUAUCCAAUUGCGCUUUGCAGCGUCUUCCUGAUGCCAUUGGCGCUUGUGUCGCGCUCGAGGAACUCGACCUCUCCGGCAACCCCGUGGGCGACCUGCCCGACUGGAUGCUCAAUCUGCGUGCCCUGCGAACGCUGUCGGUCGACUCCACCGGACUGCAGCACCUUCCAUCAAGCUUGAUUCAGCUCCAAGAGCUGCAGCGUCUCAGUCUGCGCAACAAUCAGCUCCUCUUCCUGCCAAGCUGGUUGCACCGUAUGUCCAAGCUCAACUAUCUCUUUGUCGAAGGGAACCGCUUUGCUGGUCCGUGGCAAGGUAUUGUGGCGCCUCUGCUCUCGCCUGCUCAUCAAACGACAACAAAUCCCUUGCUGGCCGCACAAGCGCACUUGGCCAACGACGAGCCGUUCGAGCCCCGCCAAUCUGGCCUUCUCGAUCAGCCGCUACCCGCACGACCCUUCAUGGCCCGUAUGCGCAGCGCGAAUGACCUGCAAAACAUGCUCAGGGGCCAUUUCGGUUCUCCUACGCCGCCAGUAUCGACGCCGGACUCCCAGGACGACGACAGCGGAUACAUCAGACCUCAAGAGGUGAGCUCGCGACCUGCGACUGGCUACGAGGACCAAGUCAUCGAACAUGCCAAUGUCGAAGUGGUCGGCCGACGUCUCUCGAACGGAGGCAAGUGGGGUGGCUUCCUCAAGAAGAUCGGUCGCAAGGCUUCGAGCCAGAGACUGGCCAGCAUGUAUCAGGAGCCGAGCCCCACUCAAGCCAGCUUCCCGUCGCCGAGAGCGGCGCGUAAAUCGCUUCGCUUGGCCGCCAGCGCCAGGAGGACCAACUCGAUCGUCUCAAAGAGCGCAGCAGCUCCGCUGAUGGUUGCUUCUCAGUCCGAGCCUGUCCCCUCCUCGAUUGCCCUCGCAUCUCACAGCCUGUCCGCUGCUAUGGACGGCGACAGCAACACCGAUCACCUUGCUGUCGCAUUUGACCUUCCAUCUGGGCCUGCCACGCCCUCGGAGUCGGCCGCUCUCUUGCAGCCAUUCGUGUCGGACGCAGAGGCGAAAAAGAAUCGAAGACGCACUUUCCUGCCCGUGCACGCCUUCGCAGUACCUGCUCCCACCGGUUUGACCGGCGAUGAUGACGCAGAUGACUCAGUGCAUCCUGCCUCCCCGAUGGAGAUGGAUGAGGAGAGCCUUCACCAGCACCGCACUCGUCUGCGUGCUCUCAUGCACUACCUGCGCGAUCUUGACGACCUAGCCGCUGCACGAACCGAAGCGGCCUCGUUUGUCGGACCCAGCAAGAACAACCUGGCGCAGCUCCGCGACACCGGCAGCCACUCGCGCACACCAAGCAUGCAUCGAGCAGAGUCGAGCAACCCGUCCACCAAGUCGCGAGACUCGAGCGGGGACUACGUUGCCAGUACGGCUGCCAGCUCCGUCUCGGAGACUGCUACGUGUGAUUCGGCUCGCAUGAGCACCGCACACUGCACCAAGGACGACUCGAUCCGACGAUUCCGCAUCAUUGCAGAGAUUGUGUCAACAGAGCGCACAUACGUCAAGGGUCUUAGCGAGCUGGUCGACAUCUAUGUCAAGCCAGCCAUGGCGCCCGCGGAUGGCAACAGCGGCGUUCCCGUGGUUCCGCCCACCGAGCAUCGCUCUGUGUUUGGCAACGUCGAGGCACUGCUGCGGUUCCACCGCACCGUCUUUCUGCCUUCGCUUAUCGCCGUGACAAGCCCUGUCCUUGAGCACGAUCAAGAUGCUCCAGGCGAGAUGAGUGCUCAAGAGACCGCGGCUGUGGCAGAGAACGUGGCUUCGGUCUUCUCGAAGCAUGCUGCUUUCUUCAAGAUGUACUCGAGUUACAUCAACAACUGCGACUCUGCCCAGGAGCGCAUCCACGCCUGGAUGGUGCCGUCUUCGGCUACUCAUGGCGGAGGCUUGACCCUGCGAGGACCGGGUUACGGAGCUCUACAGGCACUGGGAGCCAUGUCUGCGCAUCACGGCACCGCCGCCGCAGCAUUCGCCCAUGGCUUCACGCCGGCCAUGAUGGCCGCCGGCCCUGGCUCUGGUAUCUUCGGCAACGACGGCCAUCUCUCUCCUUUGCAGCGCAAGAAGAUCAAGACAUUCAUGCAGCGCUGCCGUACGCAUCCUCGACACGCGCAGCUCAACGUCGAAAGCUACCUGCUGCUACCAGUGCAAAGGAUUCCGAGAUACCGUCUGCUCCUGGAGGACCUGGUCAAGAGCACCGACACUGCUCGUCUGACUGAUGCCGACGCCCUUGCAGCCGCGCUGGAGCAUGUGACGCAGAUCGCGUCCAAAGUCAACGAGAGCAAGCGCCAGUCCGAGCAGGACCGACGAUUGCUCGGGUGGCAGUACCGCAUCCGAGGCUCGAUCGGUGAGCCGUUGGUGCAGCCUCACCGUCGACUGCUCAAGGAUGGAUCUCUGCAGCUCAAGCGAGUGGUCCGCCGCGUUCCCGGAUUUGUUCGUUCCAGCAGAAGUGCAUCCGUCGGCGGUGCUGGGCCGCAACGAAACAGCAGCAUGCUGUCGCCUUCCGGCCUGCCGGGCCAAAGUCAUAUCCUUUCCGCGGACCAUCUGCAACAAGUGACCGAGGAUCAGCGCAUGUCCAUGAUCCUGUGUAGUGAUGUUGCAGUCCUGUGCACCGAGCAGACGAGGAGCAAAGAUCCUAGUGCGCCUGUCUUGCUCCGCUCGAUGCUGAAGCUCGUUCGACCCGUCGAGAUCCUUGGCGGUGUCAACCUGCGCAUCGUCGAUGGUGCCGAGAUCCUCUAUCUUCAAGCAUCAUCUGCAGAAGACGCCGUGGCUUGGAAGACCGCCUUCGACCUUCAUUUUUAUCAGUGA
Messenger RNA from Kalmanozyma brasiliensis GHG001, 4929 nucleotides. RefSeq names its product Dbl homology (DH) domain protein. The transcript has 2 exons. NCBI's taxonomy places the organism in Eukaryota, Fungi, Basidiomycota, Ustilaginomycetes, Ustilaginales. Gene Ontology annotation, molecular function: protein binding; guanyl-nucleotide exchange factor activity. Bases 1 to 4929 code for a protein of 1642 amino acids. The record is from RefSeq and is a predicted model, not a curated record.